ACAGAGAAAAGCAUCAAAUUCUGACAUUUGAAAAGACUGAACCAGACAGUUUGGCUUUUAAAAAUACAUUUUUUAAAUGUUGCAUUAUCAGUUUCCCAGUAGUCACAAAGACGAUGAUGCAAACCACAGUCAUUUGGAAAUGAUCAUUACCCCUCGUGUGUCCGGUGAUUAUGAAGACAGCAGCCUGAAUUGACUGUUUAUGUCAGCGCAGUUACUGGUCAACAGCCUACACACUUCACCCCUCCAUGCCCCUGCAGUUGGCACUGACACACUCCAGCAGUAAACCACUUUUAUCCUGUCUGGUGUUUACUAGAAGCCACCAGCCUCCCCCCUUCCUCUGAGCUGGUGGGAAUUCACCACUAUCUUUAAGUGGGUGGCAUCUGGGUAUGUGGGGCUGAUAACAGAGGCAGAGGUUACUGGCUGUCAUGUCUUGAAACGUGAGCUGUAUCACAGGCUUGUGACAGGUUAGUGGGAGAGCCCUGACCAGAGGGCUACUCAUCUUCUAAAUCUCGCCACUGGAUCUAUGAGGUGUCACGUCUUAAAAUAGUCCAGUAGGGAGUAUAAAGAGACCCACAGGGAGGCCUGGCCUUCAGAGGAACAGCUCCACUGUCGAUACACAGGAGACACUGGACGUCUAGAGAGCCACGCUGAGAAGAACUGACUGAUCUUUCUGCAGGACAACACCUGACUUCUCAUAUUUUUAAGAGAAUCUGCUCUGACUUUUAGGGCUUGAAGGGAGUCAAUUUAAUUGUUGUAGGGGUUUUGCUGGAAUUUGCCAGUUUUUCUGCAAGAACAAAGGGAAGUCUAACUGAGUAGGAUGAAAUACUAUCAGUGCCCCGUGUCCCAGACCAUGGGAAUCAAGGCUUACACCAAGGACUGUGGUGUCCCAGUCAGCUGCAAGAGCUCUGCUUCUCUGAAGCCCAUCCGCAGUGUCCACUUCCCCAAUGACAUCGUUUUCCAGGACUAUGUACGACACGGCGAGCUGGAGAGGAUUGGACGUUUCAUCCGAGCCAGGAGAGUCAACCUGGACACCAUCUACCACUCUGGCAUGGCCGCCAUUCAUGAGGCCGUCCUGUCUGGGAACCUGGAGUGUGUGAAGCUACUGGUCCACUACGGAGCAGAUAUCCACCAGAGAGACGAGGAGGGAUGGACCCCACUGCACAUGGCCUGCAGCGACAGUUUCCCACACAUUGCACGCUAUCUUCUCUCACUGGGUGCUGAUCCAGAGCUGGAGAAUGACUGCGGGGAGAGGCCGGCUGACCUCAUCGACCCCGACAACAAGGAGCUACUGGAGCUCUUCGGGCUGGCAGUCAAUGACUGAAAACACUUGGCUUUUAAAGCCACAUACCGGUCUAAAACCUAAUUCCCAGUUGUCCGACUGCUCUGCAGUAAUGGGACAGAAUAAGACACAUCAGAUUCCUGAUUUUGUGACUCGCCUCAGGUCAGGAGGUCAAGGACCGUGGAUUUCUGGUGGAUUGAGGGCUGACAGAGCUGGUUGGCUGCCUGAGGGAGUGAACGUUGGACGGUAGGGGAUCUCCUCUGAUCUCCAGCCGUACAGAUUUCCUGUGUCCUGUAAGAGCUUCAAAGCCUUUUAUACUGCAGUGAACUGAGUCAAUCAUUUGAUUUUAUGUUGCUGAUUUUAUUUGGCAUGUCACUGGAAUUAAGAGGGCUUCUGAAUGUUGUGAAACCGGAAGCUGUUCUUGCCGCUCAGCUCAUUAGUGCCUCUCUGACAGCAUGCCCUCCUCUGUAUGCUACGAUUAGAAAAACCAAACAGGCUUGGGUUGUAUGCCUUAUUUACACAUUUGUUUCCUGUUGAUCAGACGUGUUUUUUGUUUAUUCUUGCCUCUUGAGAAGUUUCAGUUAAUUAACUGUAUUCAUUUGUACUUGUUUGUAUAUGACUUUUUAUACUUUUCUUUUUUUAAAUAAA
Xiphias gladius (swordfish) is the source of this 1927-nucleotide messenger RNA. It is a transcript of the gene ppp1r27b, whose product is annotated as protein phosphatase 1, regulatory subunit 27b. Gene Ontology annotation, molecular function: phosphatase binding. The record is from RefSeq and is a predicted model, not a curated record. The transcript has 3 exons. Bases 818 to 1321 code for a protein of 167 amino acids. NCBI's taxonomy places the organism in Eukaryota, Metazoa, Chordata, Actinopteri, Istiophoriformes, Xiphiidae.